Molecule: messenger RNA, 1005 nt
Organism: Trichomonas vaginalis G3
Lineage: Eukaryota; Parabasalia; Trichomonadida; Trichomonadidae
Product: leucine-rich repeats (6 copies)-containing protein
Exons: 1
Coding region: 1-1005 (334 amino acids)
Source: RefSeq, a predicted model, not a curated record
AUGUUCAUUCCGAAUAAUUCAAUAUCGGAAAUUGAACCAUUCGAAUUAUCAGGAACUCUUAUCAAAGAAAUAACUAUCCCUGAAGGUGUAACAACCAUAGAUAGCAGUGCAUUUUCAGGUAGUAUUAUGGAAAAAAUUACUUUCCCAUCAACUUUAUAUUCUGUUGGUAGCUAUGCAUUUGAAGGAAUUCCAUGCACAAGUAUAAAGUUCAGCCAUGUAAACACCCUUUAUGAUUCAUGUUUUAUUGGAAGUAAUAUCAAAUAUAUUGAACUUCCUCCUUCAAUAUCCACGAUUGGAUCCAAUUGUUUUUAUAAUAUAUCUUUAGAAACAUUAAUUCUUCCACUCACUUCUAAUUAUUUGUAUAUUGAUUCAUUUGCUUUUGCAUUUCUUACUUUCACAAACUUUACCAUCCCAGAUAAUACUUAUCAUAUAUCAGAGCAGGUAUUUAGAGGGUGUGUUAUUGAAGAAAUGAUUAUUCCUGGUUCAUUGAGCUAUUUUGGAAAUUGGACAUUUACAGACUGUCUAAUUGAUGAAUGUAUUAUGAAAUCAGGAAUUACGAACCUGCAAGAAUAUAGCCUUGCAAUGUCUGACAUAAUAAAGCUUGAAAUACCUUCUUCCUUAACCAAGAUCGACCAAUUCGCUUUUAUGUCCUGUGCCGUUGAAGAGAUUGUGAUACCUAAUUAUUGUAAUGUCUCCAAUAAUGCGUUUGAGGAUUGUUACAAUCUAAAAAGAGUGACAAUUGGAGAGGGAUGUAUAAUAGGAGCAAAUGCAUUCUAUAAAUGCUAUUCUCUCAUUGAAUUAGUUGCUUAUGACUCAAUCAGUUUUACAAAUAAUGCAUUUGGUUCAAUAUCGAAAUCAAUUGCAAUUAAAUAUCUUGGAACUUCAGAUUCAUCAAUUUCCUCAACAAUUAGCAACUUCAAACAGAUUGCUUCUAUUGUAAAUGUAACAUGUAAUUAUCCAAGUUCAACAUUUUGCGGAAUGUCUGUUAAUAAAUUGCCAUGUUAA